AUUGUAGGAGGCACUCGGCAAAGUUCUCUGCUGAGAAAAUUCGCUGUUAUUUCUGCGAAACUUCUCAGAUUCGAAAAGAAAGCAAAAAAAAGGUUGUUAAGUGGAGAUGCAAAUGAGGUAUACUGACAGGUCGAAUAGCAUGGUGAGAGAGAAGAGAGGAUUGGAUGCGGUUUCGGCUGAGGAAGGGCAGCAGGAUAGGAAACGACCUGCUUUUUCCAGUGUUAUUGUUGAAGCUCUGAAGGUGGAUAGUCUGCAGAAACUUUGCUCAUCAUUGGAGCCAAUCCUUCGAAGAGUUGUCAGUGAAGAGGUGGAGCGAGCUUUAGCAAAAUUAGGCCCCGCCAAGCUUAGUGCAGGGUCUUCUCCUAAACGCAUAGAAGCGCCAGGCGGAAAAAACUUGCAGCUGCACUUCCGGUCCAGAUUGUCCCUCCCCCUCUUUACAGGGGGAAAAGUAGAAGGGGAACAGGGUGCUGCAAUCCAUGUAGUGUUGAUUGAUGCAAAAACUGGUCACAUAGUCACAUCAGGUCCUGAGUCGUCAUUGAAACUAGAUGUUGCAGUGCUUGAAGGUGAUUUCAACAACGAGGAUGACGACAAUUGGACCCAAGAAGAAUUUGAAUCUCAUGUAGUGAAAGAGCGUGAAGGAAAAAGGCCAUUGCUAACCGGGGAUCUGCAAGUGAUGAUGAAGGAAGGUGUAGGAACUCUAGGGGAGCUGACAUUUACGGACAACUCAAGCUGGAUAAGGAGCAGGAAGUUCAGGUUAGGACUCAAGGUUUCCUCAGGCGGUUGCGAAGCCUUUCGUAUUCGCGAAGCAAAGACUGAAGCUUUUACUGUUAAGGAUCAUCGAGGAGAAUUAUACAAAAAACAUUACCCACCGGCAUUGGGCGAUGAGGUUUGGAGAUUGGAGAAAAUAGGGAAAGAUGGAUCGUUUCACAAGAGGCUGAACAAAGCUGGAAUAUAUACAGUUGAAGACUUUUUGCGAGUUGUGAUUAGAGACUCUCAAAGAUUGCGGAGUAUUCUUGGAAGUGGCAUGUCAAAUAAAAUGUGGGAUGUUCUUAUAGAGCAUGCGAAGACUUGUGUUCUAAGUGGGAAACUCUAUUUAUAUUAUUCUGAUGAAAGUGAAACAAGGAAUGUUGCCGUUGUCUUCAACAAUAUCUAUGAGUUAAGUGGCUUAAUUGCUGAUGGACAGUAUUAUUCAGUGGAUUCUCUCUCUGAUGAUCAGAAGGUCUAUGUCGACGGCUUAGUGAAGAAGGCGUAUGACGAUUGGAUGCAUGUCGUAGAGUACGAUGGCCAGUCUCUUCUAAGCUUCAACCAAAACCAGAUCACAGGCACUACUCAAGCUGAAGCUCCAAUUGAUCCUCUAGAUUUUACAAACUCUUUUGAACAUCAGGUUGCUCUUCCGACUUUAUCCGUUCCUGUCCCUCCAGAACAGCCUUGUAUGGAUUCAGGUCCAGCUGUUGCAGGGUAUAAUGGAAGUAUGGAUGUCAAAUUACCAAUUCAGAUGCAGAGUGACAAUCUCAAUACAUCUUCUCAGCUUGACGCCACUUCAUUCCCCCUGCAGAACCCAUUAACCAGUGUUCCUCAUCAAACCCAAUUUACAAGAAGGGAAAAUGUGAUGGCUGUUGGUCUUCCAGAGUCAUCCACAUCAGGUUUCCCUAGUGUUGGCACGUCAGACUUUACAUCAUUCAGGGUAGCUCAGACCUUACUUCAAGAAGAGGAUAUCCGUAUGAGAAGCAAUGAGAUGCUUGGGGAUGAAGAUAUGCAGCAUCUGCUUCGUAUCUUCCACAUGGGAGGCCAGGCUCAUGCCUCCUUUGAUGAUAAUGAAAAUGGGUUUCCUUAUUCUUCUGCAUAUAUGUGCAAUACCCCCCUAAACUACAGCUUUGGAGACGAUCAAACUCCUUCAUCAGGCAAAGCUGUCGUUGGAUGGCUCAAGCUCAAGGCAGCCCUCAGAUGGGGCAUUUUUGUAAGGAAGAAGGCUGCUGAGAGGCGGGCACAACUUGUUGAAUUGGAUGAUUAAUAAAAAUGGUGUCCGAGGCAAAGUGAAUCUGUUUUAUGGUCGUGGACUUCCUUCUAAUGUGACCAAGAACUGUAAUUCUGGACUCAAAUUGUUGGGGAAGGUCUUGCUUUGCUCCUGUGAACCUCUACUUGGACAUCUAUCCUCCAGUUGCAUCUCCAUUGCAGUUAAAGGCAACUCCAAAGAUGCUGUUUUAUUGCAACCAAGUUGUGAAAACAACUGAAGAGAGAGCUAAUAAUCUGUCAGGGGAUAUCUGUAAAUGGAAGAAAAUUGCACUGAUUUAAGGAGGAAACCUCCACAAAAGCCAGGAAAACUCUGCUUCUAUCUUUUUAAUUUGUAUUAGGAAGUCAAUAAUGUAUAACUGAAGUCUUAAGGAUUGUAUGCUUCACUGUUAUUUCUCACAUUCGAUCCCAAGUAUAGUGGAUAAGACAUUUCUCA
This is a messenger RNA of Tripterygium wilfordii, 2446 nucleotides long. RefSeq names its product calmodulin-binding protein 60 D-like. The transcript has 9 exons. The record is from RefSeq and is a predicted model, not a curated record. Gene Ontology annotation, cellular component: nucleus. Gene Ontology annotation, biological process: regulation of salicylic acid biosynthetic process. NCBI's taxonomy places the organism in Eukaryota, Viridiplantae, Streptophyta, Magnoliopsida, Celastrales, Celastraceae. Bases 107 to 2011 code for a protein of 634 amino acids. Gene Ontology annotation, molecular function: calmodulin binding; DNA-binding transcription factor activity; sequence-specific DNA binding.